Erigeron canadensis is the source of this 644-nucleotide messenger RNA. RefSeq lists its product as uncharacterized. The record is from RefSeq and is a predicted model, not a curated record. NCBI's taxonomy places the organism in Eukaryota, Viridiplantae, Streptophyta, Magnoliopsida, Asterales, Asteraceae. The coding region runs from base 90 to 644 and encodes 184 amino acids. The transcript has 2 exons.
GUCUACCUAAUCUUGAGGGUUUUUUCUUGGGUACGAAUGACUUUCGAUGGCCUGUAUUGGAUAGAGUUGUGAUACUGAAAUGCCCAAAAAUGAGAAUGUUUACAGAAGGUCACUCGAAUACUCCGAUGCUGAAAUACGUGGAAUCAGACAUGGGAGAACAUAGUGUGGAAUGUGGCAAAAUCAACAACUUGUUCCAUCCUCCUCCUACAACUACUGCUGCCUUCUUGCAACAACAACAACAAGAGCAGAAGGUUCCAUAUGAUCCAAGUUUGGAUGGUUCAACCACCUCACUCCCCCCUAUUUCACCAAGAACGAGGAUGCCCUGGUUCUACAAUCACUUGAUCAAAGCUGAUGUGCGAGACAGGUGGGUGGGUAAUCCGAGAUUUAUAAUUCGACACAAUGAGUUGCAGCAUCUUCAGAAGAUUGAAAAGAUGAAAAUAUCAUGGUGUUCCGCGGUAAAGGAGAUAUUCGAAACAUUCGAAAUGAGCAGUGGUUUGAACCAGCAAACACAUUCUGUUCUGGAAGUAAGAGAGAUGGAAUUCUCAAGGUUGUCUGAUAUCAAGUGUUUAUGGAAGAGCAAACAGUGGACAGUAUUGAAGUUUCCAAACCUAACAAGACUAUCUAUUGUUGGUUGUUAUAGUUAA